This is a messenger RNA of Gongylonema pulchrum, 1443 nucleotides long. The record is from the annotation of a GenBank genome assembly. NCBI's taxonomy places the organism in Eukaryota, Metazoa, Nematoda, Chromadorea, Rhabditida, Gongylonematidae.
AUGGGGCCAAGCGUGUUCGGCGAUGGCUGGUCUGCAAGGGACGAUCGAGAGGUAGUAGAAACGCCUCCACCAAAAGAACUGUGUGUAGAUGUAACCGAAAUCUAUGCGGAUGUGAUGGAGCGGUACAAGAAAAUGAUUGGCAAUGAGGGUGCUCAAUUCUACGAGAAAAUGCUGGAUGAGGAACCGCGCAAAAUUUGGACGGCUGGAGGCACAGUGGUGGAACCGGACAAGACGCAGGUGGUGCCGGAACAGCCAACAUAUUGCGUGGUACGCUCGGCGCAAGGUGCGAUCAUCAAGAAAUGCCCCUCAUGUUGCAUCGAACAUGCGAUGAGUACACCACGAAUGCAGUACUGGACCCUCACAGAAUGCAAUGUUUUGUGUGAGGAUGAACGUUCGCUGUCGCAUAUUCCCUUUCUCGGUGAUCGCGAGGAAGAUGAUGCGGGUUUUGGUGAGGAGCUUCUGAAGACUUUCCAGGAGUUGCUAACAAGGCUAUUUGAGAAACAUUCGAACAUCGCUGAGGAAUUGGUUUAUCGAGCGGUCUACGAGCAGUUUCCAAACAAAGCCUCGGUGCAACAGCUUCCCGUCCUUUACGAGGAUUUGAAGCGGCGUUUCGACCCAUGCGAUACAGUCACCAGCAGCAAUGAUCAGCCGCUAUCGCUGGACAUGAAAUCGCUUCAGUCGUUCCGAGUUCUGAUGUGCAAACGUUGCCUCACGUAUGACUGUUUAGUCCAUGGUCUCGAUUCGAGGGAGACUGAGGAAGUGCCACGACGACGAACAAAAAAUCGGAUUGUACCGAAUCCAGAACCAUGUGGGCCGGAAUGUUUCAAACACGUCGCUGGAAAUGUUAUGGAAGAAGCUGAGCGCCGUGGUUUCUCGCCCGAUUCGAAGACCGUUGAUGCGAUGCUUAACAUUAAAACGGAUGAGGCGCAUUGGACGGCGGGCCAGGAAUCCGCGUUUUUGUUGUUUCGACGAAUAUUCAACAAUGAUUUUUGCAAAUUAGCUGAAGUUUUGAAUAUCGUCGCGACUGAUGGGCCACCAAAAACCUGCCGUGAAGUUUAUGCUUAUUCGUUUCGCAGCGCACCAAUCUCACCACGUGCUGAUCUCUCACCAAUUUCACCAAAAAAGAAAAAGAGCAUCAGAGACCAACAUCGUGUAUUCCGUUCCGUAAAAUGGGCAAAAACAGAAGGUAAAGUGCGCAAUACGCAUGUUUAUGAGCCAUGUUCGCACGCCGGACCAUGUUCUACCGAAAACAACUGCACAUGCGUGCUUGUUGAUAACUUAUGCACAAAAUUCCCUGGCUGCCGAUGUGCACCGGGAAUGUGCCGUACAAAGCAGUGCCAGUGUUUCUAUGCAAAUUGGGAAUGUGAUCCGGAUGUUUGCAAAUCAUGCAAAAGUGGUACGUUCGACUCAACAAGCUUCUUUAGAUGUCCUGACCACUUGUAG